CUGUUACUGGGACAGUACCCUUUAAAAAGGUUCUAAUGUGUACACUUUUGGUACCUUUGAGGUACUAAUAUGCACUAUGUACAAAUGUGUCUUUUUAAAGGGUACCACUGACUCCAAUACAGCUUUUGUAAAAAGUGUGUGUUCUAUUAGGGUUAUGUCUUUUAAAAUAUUAUGGGAAUUUAUAGACUAAAAUGCCAAAUAGGUUGGCUGUUAAGGACUUGAAUAAUGGUCAGAGGCUUUAAAGAAAGGUGUCAAUGAAAUCCAAAAACAACAGGCUAAUUGGAAAUAAAAGUACUCUUCCUAGAUUUUUGCAGAGCUUCAAAACCAUGGAUACUAAUUACUGCAGUUUCCUGGCAGUGAAACACCAACAACUUUUAUUUCACUAGCUCGGACUUACAAGUCAAAUAGAAUAAAUGGUUUAUGUGCAUUUGGCAUGCGUGUCCGAUGAGAGGGCUCAGGGCUCGGUAUUUGGUCCAAACCCAGAGUACUUCCCCCGUUUUCCUGGCUGUGGUAGGAUCAGGCCAAGAGUGAGGAGUCGGGGUGUUGGAGGGAUGCUGAAAAACUAUCGAGGAAUGUACAGUAGGUGUCCUGGGCUAGUGUGUGUGUCCGUGUGAGUGAGUUUAUUUCUACAUGUGAGUGUGACCGUGUAUCAUCAUAAUGGCCUCGGCGAGUGUGACCUUGGAGAAUCAACUGCACAGUGCGCAGAAGAACCUGCUGUUCCUGCAACAAGACCAUGCCAACACAUUAAAAGGCCUUCACGCUGAGAUCCGCCGCCUACAGCAGCACUGCACAGAACUGACAUAUGAGCUGACAAUGCGGAGCUCAGAUCCAGGGGAUGAUGGCGAGUCUCGCUGCAGAGAGCUGCACCAACGCUGUGAGGAGCUGGAGGCUCAGCUGAAGGCUAAAGAGCAGGAGAACACGGAGCUCCUGCGGGAUCUGGAGCAGAAGAAUGCCAUGAUCUCAGUGUUGGAGAACACCAUCCGUGAGCGAGAAAAGAAGUACCUAGAUGAGCUAAAGUUGAAGAGCCAUAAGUUGGCCGUGCUGUCCGGAGAGCUGGAGCAAAGAGCCAGCACCAUCGCCUACCUCACCUCCCAGCUCCACGCCACCAAAAAACGCCUUCUCGCCGGCGGGAGGGCUGGUGCAAGCCCCUCCGUCAGUCCCGUCAGCUCUUUAAAACCCAGCCCUCCUCCCGCUCCAGUGCCGUCGGGAAACGACAAGGACAUCCAGCAACCCGAGACUCCUCGCAGACGCAUGCGCAAAAGCCUUUCGCAGCCGCUGCACUCUGAAUACACAGAGCUGUACCGGUUGGGCGCCGCAGACGGCCGUAGGGUGGUACUGAGAGAUUCGGUAGAUGCCAUGCCGGAUCCUACACCAUUCCUGCAAGCCAGAGAGCCAGCGGCCCCUGCAGAGUCUCAAGCAGUGAUGCGGGAACGCCCCUCUGUGAUCCCGCCCAUCGCUUCUUCAGCCACACCCCCUGCACCUUCAAGCCCCGCCCACAUCCCCGUGCCUCCGAGCCCUAGGAAUAGCCCAGCGCGGGACGGACCCCAUCCCCGCCCUAACGCGCAUAUAGGAGUGGCCCAUCGGAUCCACCGCUCACCCUCAUCAGGUGGAGGAGCAGCUCGGAAACAGGCGGAGGUGGAGACCCUCGCCGUGGACCAGGUCAAUGGGGAACAAGUGGUUCGCAAACGCUCAGGUGCAGACAGAACUGUUUAAGACUGACAACUGUGCACAUUUACACAUCCUAAAACAUAGUAUAUCAACAUAGAUGUAUUAAGACCAAUGCAGUAUAUGCGGAGCUCCUUAUGACUGUGAAAACACACACACACACAGGCCCAUACAGAUGCUCAAAUCAUCAACACAUCACUUGUCAAUAAACGUAUCAAACACAAUACACUACGGAUAGAUAUAGACACUAACAAACACAGUCACACAGCUCAAAGUUGGGAAAUGCUGAACAAAACGCACUGGCGAGGUUUAGGCAAAGACUGUUUUUUCCGGAAGAUUGAGAGACUACGGAUGGCAGCAAGAGCUUCUGAAUGUCCUGCUGCUUUUAUGCAACACUGUAUAAACGGAAAGACUUUUGUUCAUGGUUCAUUUGAAUAACGUCUUUGUUUCACGUCAGUUGAGAAGGAGAACUGUGAGCAUGCCAAAUGAUUGUUUUCCUGUUUUCCUUUCCCAUUUGACUUUUUAGCCUCUUUUUUUUUUUGCGCGUUCUGUUCUUCUUGUCAUCAAUGUCCCGCUCUAUUUUACUCAAGGUGCAAACACACACACACACACACAAUCAUAUAUUGCCAAAUGUCGUCAUUGCCUGCUGAUUUAAUGUUCUAAUGCAUAUUCAUAUCUAGUCAUAUUUAUUCAUGAGCACUGCAGUAGUACUGGCAUCUCCUUCAGCUCUCCUUCCCCUCUCACUCACGUAUCUACUGGCUAAUGUGAACAAUCCUGCUGCUCCUUAUUAAACUCCUACUGAAAUCAA
Molecule: messenger RNA, 2473 nt
Organism: Pimephales promelas (fathead minnow)
Lineage: Eukaryota; Metazoa; Chordata; Actinopteri; Cypriniformes; Leuciscidae
Gene: ccdc92
Product: coiled-coil domain containing 92
Source: RefSeq, a predicted model, not a curated record